Molecule: messenger RNA, 7588 nt
Organism: Cyprinodon variegatus (sheepshead minnow)
Lineage: Eukaryota; Metazoa; Chordata; Actinopteri; Cyprinodontiformes; Cyprinodontidae
Gene: phip
Product: pleckstrin homology domain interacting protein
Exons: 40
Coding region: 106-5604 (1832 amino acids)
Biological process (GO): regulation of cell shape; regulation of transcription by RNA polymerase II; cytoskeleton organization
Cellular component (GO): nucleus
Molecular function (GO): protein binding
Source: RefSeq, a predicted model, not a curated record
GAAUGGAGGCUGCCUCUUCCUGGUGGGUAAACAGUGACAGCUACAGGGCAGCCACCUAGACCAAGCACACAAGCUCUGGCGCUGCCCUGGCAAACAACACCCAAAAUGGCUUCAGACAGUACACACAUCGCGCAGUUGACUUCUGAACUGUACUUCCUAAUAGCCCGGUUUCUAGAGGCUGGACCGUGCCAGAAAGCCGCCGAGACCCUGAUAAGGGAGGUGGAGGAGAAGGAGCUGCUACCCAGAAGGCUGGACUGGACAGGGCAGGAGCACCCCGGGACCUACAGAAAUUUGGUGAAGCUCUACAGACAUGUCACUCCAGACCACCUGCUGCAGGUUUGCUCCAGGGUUUGUCCGCUGCUGGAGAGGGAGGUCCCCGCCAGCGUGCCGGGCCUCACCAGCCUGCUGGGGGCCGGCAGGCAGAAUCUUCUACGCACCAGCAAGAGCUGCAAACAUGUUGUGUGGAAGGGUUCGGCAUUGGCAGCGCUACACUGUGGAAGACCCCCAGAGCCACCCAUUAUAUAUGGGAGUCCGCCUAAUAUUGUGGAGACGAGCUACAGUCGUCGACUGAACGGCUCCUACCGUCUCCGUCAGCUGGUGCCCACAGCGGUGUACCAACACAUGAAGAUGCACAAGAGGAUUCUGGGACACCUGUCGUCAGUGUACUGUGUGACGUUUGACAGGACGGGCCGCCGCAUCUUCACGGGUUCAGAUGACUGCCUGGUGAAGAUCUGGGGAACAGAUGAUGGCCGACUGCUGGCCACCCUGCGGGGACACGCUGCAGAGAUUUCCGACAUGGCUGUGAGCUACGAGAACACCAUGAUCGCUGCCGGGUCGUGUGACAAGACCAUCAGAGUGUGGUGCUUACAAACCUGCGCCCCUUUGGCUGUCCUGGAGGGGCAUGCUGCCUCCAUCACCUCUCUGCAGUUUUCGCCUCUCUGUAGUGGCUCUAAACGCUACCUGUCCUCCACCGGAGCCGACGGCACCAUCUGCUUCUGGCAGUGGGACGCUCGCACACUCAAAUUUGGCCAGAGACCCAGCAAAUUCACAGAGCGGUCCAGACCCGGCGUCCAGAUGAUUUGCUCCUCCUUCAGUGCAGGUGGGAUGUUCCUUGCCACAGGAAGCACUGAUCACAUCAUUAGGGUUUACUACUUUGGGUCAGGUCAACCAGAGAAGAUCUCUGAGCUUGAGUCCCACACAGAUAAAGUUGACAGCAUCCAGUUUUCACAUUGCAGUGACAGGUUUGUGAGUGGCAGCAGAGAUGGUACAGCUCGAAUCUGGCAGCUGCAGCCUCAGGGCUGGAAGAGCAUUCUGCUGGAUAUGCAGACCAAACUGCCUGGGAAGUACAACCCUCCUCCCUUAGAAGAUAAAGUCACUAAGCUGAAGGUUACCAUGGUGGCCUGGGAUCGCCAUGACAGCACUGUGAUCACAGCAGCCAAUAAUUUGACUCUGAAAGUGUGGAACUCUAUCACUGGGAACCUGGUUCAUGUCCUGAUGGGUCAUGAAGAUGAGGUGUUUGUCCUGGAGCCUCAUCCCUUUGAUCCAAGAAUCCUGUUCUCGGCCGGGCACGAUGGAAACUGUAUAGUUUGGGACCUAGCAAGAGGAGUCAAGAUCCGCUCUUACUUCAACAUGAUUGAAGGGCAGGGACACGGAGCGUUGUUUGACUGCAAAUGUAGUCCUGAUGGUCAGCACUUUGCAGCCACCGAUUCCCACGGCCAUCUCCUCAUCUUUGGCUUCGGCUCCAGCAGCAAAUAUGAUAAGAUUGCUGACCAGAUGUUUUUCCACACUGACUACCGGCCUCUAAUCAGAGAUGCCAAUAACUACGUUCUUGAUGAGCAGACUCAGCAGGCUCCCCACCUGAUGCCCCCUCCCUUUUUGGUGGACGUGGACGGGAACCCACACCCCCCUCGAUACCAGCGGUUGGUGCCUGGCAGAGAGGGCUGCCGGGAUGAGCAGCUGAUACCUCAGAUGGGGGUCACUUCCUCUGGCCUGAACCAGGUAGUAAGUGAGCAGGCAGUGGAUGGCUCCAGUCCUCUGGAUACCAUGAUUCAGAGGCUGCAGCAGGAGCAGGACCAAAGGAUGGGAACAAAUGACGCCGCUGCUUCUGGAGUAAACAACAGGGCAAACAGAGGAUCUGUUGGUUCUCCCACAGAAGUACACUCCCCUCCCAAUGUUGGUCUCCGGCGCAGUGGUCAGAUUGAAGGCGUUCGCCAGAUGCACAGCAAUGCUCCCCGCAGCCAGAUGGCCACAGAGGGAGACCUGGUGGCAUGGAGCCGCAGGGUGCUGGUUCCAGAGCUGGAGGAGGCCUUUGUCAGGAGACAGGUGACCUGGCGUGAGGCCAAAGGAGACGAGGAGAUCAAUAUUUAUCAGUCAGAGAGGAGGAGACGCACAAUCCACUCGCUUCCAAAGGAGAGCAGGGUUCAGCCAACAUCAGAGUGUGCAGUAGAUGAGGGAAGGAAGAGUCAGGGGAACCACGGCUAUCAAACCCGCGCUGCCAUGGAGGAGACGAGUCGUCAGAGUGCAGAGGCUGCUGAUGACGAUGAUAGUGCCUCAGAGGGAGAAGUGGAGGUUCGGCAAAUUAACGGGUAUUCCUCAGAGGAUGAAAAGAACGAAGAGGAAAAGGAGCCUUGGCCAGAUGAGCACAGCAGCUCCAGCGAUUACUCCAGCGAUUACUCUGACUGGACAGCAGAUGCCGGCAUCAACCUGGAGCCGCCCAAGAAGAGCGUGAAAGUGAAAAAGAAAAACAGCAGCUCCGAGGAGGAUGGGGAGAAGAAGAAGGAGGGAAAGAAGGAGAAGAAGAAAGAGAAAGCAGACAAAGAGGGUGCAUUACCAAAGAAGAAGAAACCAAAGGAGAAGAGGAAGAGGAAUGAAUUUCAGGAGCAGGGGCUAACGUUGGAGGAAUGGCUUCCCUCUGCCUGGAUCACAGACACCGUCCCCCGGAGAUGUCCCUACAUACCUCAGAUGGGAGACGAGGUGUACUACUUCCGCCAAGGUCACGAGGCUUAUGUGGAAAUGGCCAAACAAAAAAAGAUUUUCAGCAUCAACCCUAAGAAACAGCCCUGGCACAAGAUGGAGCUACGGGAGCAGGAAUUAAUGAAGAUAGUUGGGAUCAAAUAUGAGGUUGGCUUGCCCACACUCUGCUGCCUGAAACUCGCCUUUUUGGACCCGGACACAGGAAAGCUAACAGGAGGCUCCUUCUCCAUGAAGUACCAUGACAUGCCUGAUGUCAUUGACUUCCUGGUGUUGCGGCAACAGUUUGACAAUGCUAGAAGAAGGCAGUGGGCUAUAGGUGACAGAUUUCGGUCGGUGAUAGACGACGCCUGGUGGUUCGGGACCAUUGAAAGUCAGGAGCCCUACCAGCUCCAAUAUCCUGACAGCUUGUUCCAGUGCUACAACGUCUGCUGGGAUAAUGGUGACACAGAGAAGAUGAGCCCCUGGGACAUGGAGCUCAUCCCCGAUGAAGCUUCAUUUCCUGAUGAAUUGGGCACGAGUGUCCCGCUAACAGAGGAGGAGCAGAAAGAUUUGCUCUACGUCCCGCAGGAUGGGGAAUGGGGAUGCCGCACACGUGCAGAGGAGUGUGAACGCAUCAUUAAAGCCAUUGACCAGCUCUGUACUCUCGAUGUGGCGGCACCGUUUGCAUUCCCAGUGGACUUACAGGCGUACCCGACAUACUGCACGGUAGUCGCCUAUGUCACCGAUCUUAGCACCAUACGUCAAAGGCUGGUAAAUCGCUUCUACAGACGGCUUUCCUCUUUAAUGUGGGAGGUGCGUUAUAUAGAACACAACGCCCAGACGUUCAAUGAGCCAGGGUCGUUCAUCGUCACGACUGCCAAGUUCGUCUCUGACCUCAUGCUGGCCUUUAUUAAGGACCAAAGUCUCACAGACCUUAAGCCUCUGUACAAAACCAUGAAGAAGGCCACCUUCUCUGACUCAGAAGAUGAGGAUGAUGAGGAUGAUGACGAAGAUAUUAACACCCCAGGAACAUCAACCCGAAAUCAUAAGGGCCGUCAACCCAUGCAGCGCAAGCUACGGACACGGCCUCGUUCUUACGAUCCUCAUGCCUGGAAAGGACGCUGCAAGGAGCUGCUAGACCUCAUCUUUCAGUGUGAGGAUUCUGAGCCCUUUAGAGAACCUGUUGACCUGCAAGAAUAUACGGACUACCUGCAAAUAGUUGACUCUCCAAUGGACUUUGGGACAGUUUUAAAAAAGCUGACAGGGGGAAAUUACCACUCUCCUAUUGAGCUAUCCAAGGAUGUCCGGCUGAUUUUCAGCAAUUCCAAGGCUUACACACCCAGUAAAAAGUCAAGGAUAUACAGCAUGAGUCUGAGGCUUUCAGCGCUGUUUGAAGAGCAUAUCAGCGCCAUCCUGUCGGAUUACAAAGCAAUCCACGGCAUGACGGAUAAACUGACGAGGCGGGGGACAGACAGGCAGACACGACACACUGCAGACAGACAAACGCGGCACACGGCAAAGAGAAGGAGAAGCGAGUCGCCCACAAGUAGCAAUGCAUCCAGCCCAGAGAGGAAGAGACGGGUAUCAUCCAGGGUGACGGCUAAGAGGGAGCCAUCACCAGCUCCUUCACGGCCGCCGUCACUCAGACAAAACGUCCCUGUGAAACAGACGCCUCAGCUGGUCAAUGGUAAAGUGGACACCCCAGCUCCAGGGCGGACACGUAGUUCUGCACGCCAUAUUGCGCACUCCUCACCUCCUCCUUCAAAUAAUCUCACCAACAGCACACCAAACACAGGAGAAUCUUCUCGCUCGCUACGGACUCAUAAUUCUGUGCGGGCUUCAACUCCACCAGUCCCUGAAAAGGUUACACCCCCUCCACCAGCAGAGAGUAGCAGCGGCAGCACUCGUCGGAAACUCAGGACGCCAGUGCGACACACGCCUGGUUCCCCUUCCAGCCCUUCAACUCAAAUCACGGCCCAUCUGAACGGUCACAGCAGUCACAUGACCCUCGGCGUGGGAAGAAGGGGACGGAGGUCCAGAAGGGACUCACCGGUGAGUCCUCCAGAAGUCCCGACUCCGGCCAGCCCCUCAAGACCCCGAGGUCGCCCACCUGGCAAAAAGAAGGACAGAAAGGGCAAGAAGGACCAGGAGGAGAUGAGACGGAGCGGGAGUCGUAGGAGCACCACUCCUGAUGACGAGUUGGACCACUCCACCGGGGACGAAGGCGGAGCUUCUUCCGCCCCAGAAACCUCAGCACCUUCUGAGUCCGGCAUGGCUUCGACACCUAGACGAAGAGGCCGACCCCGGUUAGUAAAAACUAUGGAGUCGACUCCUCCUGCGGAGUCCCCUGAACCCUCUCCACUGAGAAGGAGCAGCAGGAGAACAAACGAGGAGGCCACGCCUCAUCCUCACACUGCCUCUCAGCGAUCCAGUCAGAAAGAUUCUCCAAAGGAGGAGGACGCAGAGGGGACAAUGGGGGCCAUGCGCACACGCAACCAAGGACGACGGUCAGCCUGGUACAUGGAGGAGGACUCUGAGGAGGAGCAGAGGCAGUUGCUGUUUGAGGACUCCUCAAUCACCUUUGGGACAUCCUCAAAGGGGCGCGUCCGCAAACUGACAGAAAAGGCCAAAGCCAAUCUCAUAGGCUGGUAAAGAACUUGUGCACCAGCUGGAGUGCUCAGAGGGCUGAGAGAUUUCCAGGUGGAUGGAACGGAGGCUAACAGCCCGUCGCCCUUCCCGCCGUUGACCCUACUUUACUCUCCGCCCACUAAGCACUUCAGAGCUGCAUGUUUGUAUCCUCCCACACCUCCUAUUCUAUUGAUCCAUGUUGGAUCCCACAGGAGCACAGAAUCUGUGUCUGUGAAGGCGGUGUUUCUCCCUUUGUCCGGCGAACCUCUCCUCUGCCUGACCUUAAACACAGUUUGGAGUCAGAUUGGGCCAAAAGUAAUCGGGUCAGACCUGCAUAGACAACUGGCCUAAGACCCCCGAUUCUCCCCCCAAACUUUAUCCUGUCCCUUUUUUUUCUAAAACCUCUUCUUUACUUUUUCUCAAACAUCACAUGUUUGUCCCUUUGAUUUGGAAGUCUUACUCAUAGGCCAAGCUGGGCGUGUCUGUCAGUGCUAAAAUACCAAAAGGCGUACCUCUGUCGGUACUGUACACCGGUACAUUCUGUUCUUGUGUUGUUAAUUUUCGUUUUCUGCAUGUUAAUCAGAAAGAGGAAGCCACUUCUUCCUGAAAGCUGUUUUUACUGUGAGGGGGUUAAAUACGAUGCAUGAGUGAAAGGAGUUAAUCAUGUGUCUUUAUAUCAUGUCUGAAUGCGUCCUCUGCAUUAGCAAUACCUUGUGCCUUUACAUGUAAGGUGUGUGGGUGCGUGCAUGCAUGUGCUAGGCCUCUGCUUGUGCACAUUUGUCAAAAAACUUGCCUUCUUUGGCUUUUGCAAGUUUCAGUCAUAUGUUUGCAGAUGAUCAUCUCUGGCAUGAUGGGAUUUUAGUUUGGGGCUUUUUAUGAAGCAUUUGAUGAGAAAUAAUAAGCUAAAAUGAAUUUUAUUUUCAAGAACCUGGUCUGCUGAGGUUAAGAUGCUAAUGUUUACAUAAACUCUGACUGUGUCCGAAUGUCCACCCUAAUCACUAUAUAGGGCUCUAUAUAGUGGUUAAGCCAUUUUAGAGAAGUGUCCGAAUGUCUAGCGGAUGAAAAAGUAGUGGACUCGAAAUUUCCCACAAUGCACCUUGAAAAGUAGGGAUCAUCGUUAGUCACUAAACGAGCGGAUAUAUCGAGCAUCAUGGGAUUUGUUGUCAAAGCAGCGCCUAUGGCUGUCACUAUCCGACAUUGGCGACAAAACAAAGAUGGCGCAGCCACCGUGUGGGGAGGCAGAGUCACGUGACCAACGGAGAGCGAAAAGUAGUGAUCAUCUGUCCGAAUGGUAAGUUCCCUGAGGCCACUAUAUAGUCCACUAUAUAGUCCACACUCUGUAUAGAUAUUGAGGGAUCUAGGGGUUAGGGCGAACGUUCGGACACAGCCUAUAUGAUGUUUUAAUAAACAGAGCCUGGAUAGCUAAUCCUCUGCAACCUUUUUGUAGCUAUCAGCAACCAUGUGGCUUAACUCUUAGUAGAUUUGGUAUUUUAUUGAAAUGUUAUGUUUCCUGCCCCAGACAUGACUCUUUUUCAUAGUCCAUCAAACUUCUAUGGCAUUUCAGCCGAGGACAUUGCAGAAAGUUAAUGUUAGCUUAAUUUACUCACUCCGAACCGUUUCUGAUGCGUUUGGGUUUAUUGUCCUGUUUGCACCUGUUUAACGGUGCCUGAAAUCUGUUCCCUGACAGCAGUUUGAGCUCAGAUUCAAAAUUAAAAAGCUAAACCAGCAGCUUCAACAUCAGAGAUUUUAAGCUACAUGAAUAAGCCAAACGCCUUUAGAACAUAUCACAGACAGAAUCAAAGAAAUGAACUGUUAGACAACAUGUUAAGCACAGUCGCAGCAGGAUCAUGCUGAGGGCUAGACUUCCUCUAAUCAGUAGCUACAGAAGCAAAAGAACAGUUGCUGCUCCAGAAGAGGAAAAUUACCCAAACACAACCUAAAGUUGGAUGGAGCAGGCUUCAGGAAAUGUUAACAAACUCUCCUUCAAAGCCGCAGGAAAUGCAAACAU